Gigantopelta aegis is the source of this 2371-nucleotide messenger RNA. Its product is annotated as 14-3-3 protein epsilon-like. The record is from RefSeq and is a predicted model, not a curated record. NCBI's taxonomy places the organism in Eukaryota, Metazoa, Mollusca, Gastropoda, Neomphalida, Peltospiridae. Gene Ontology annotation, biological process: signal transduction. The transcript has 5 exons. Bases 114 to 893 code for a protein of 259 amino acids. Gene Ontology annotation, cellular component: cytoplasm.
GUGGACUAUUUCUUGACAUUGGCGGGCGCUAGUGGUUUGUUUGUUCCAUUUGUAUAUUGAUGCAAAAAUCGCCUUUAAUCUUGUAAUUAUUGUAGUCAUCUGUCACCUCCGUGAUGUCUGACAGGGAGGAUCAAGUUUACUACGCCAAGCUUGCAGAGCAGGCUGAAAGAUAUGAUGAAAUGGUGGCCUCGAUGAAGAAGGUGGCGGAGCUCGACGUUGAGCUGAGUGUGGAGGAGCGGAACCUGCUGUCGGUGGCCUACAAGAACGUGAUCGGGGCUCGUCGCGCCUCCUGGAGGAUCAUCUCCAGCAUGGAGCAGAAGGAAGACAGCAAAUCCUCUGAUAGCAAACUAGAAAUGACAAAGAACUACAGAAUGGAAAUAGAAACUGAAUUGAAAAAUAUAUGCGGAGAAGUUCUCGGCGUUUUGGAAAAUCAUCUUAUCCCUUCAGCUACAUCGGGAGAAUCAAAAGUUUUUUACUAUAAAAUGAAAGGUGAUUACCAUCGAUACCUUGCUGAAUUUGCGACGGGAACCGACAGAAAAGAGGCUGCUGAAAGCAGUUUAGUAGCUUAUAAAGCUGCCAGUGAUAUAGCAAUGCAAGAGUUAGCACCUACACAUCCCAUUCGACUUGGUCUAGCCCUUAAUUUCUCAGUAUUUUACUACGAGAUCCUCAACUCACCAGACAGGGCGUGCCGACUAGCCAAGGCAGCAUUCGACGAUGCUAUUGCAGAACUUGAUACGUUAUCAGAAGAAAGUUACAAGGAUUCAACAUUGAUAAUGCAGUUACUGAGAGACAAUUUAACACUUUGGACAUCAGACAUGCAGGGUGAAGAAGGCGAACAGCAGAAGGGGAGCACACUUCAGGAUGUGGAUGGUGAGGAGGAACAGGGGUCAUAAAAGCCACAUGUACUUAGCACAACCUACAUUGAAAUAUUUGUAAUUUUCUUAUCAAACUACUAAAUGUUAUGACCUGGCCCUGGAACUGCAGCUGUCUCUUGUCACUGACUGCGGCCACGAUGGAUAUUGUACUUGGACACCUCGUACCACUGUGUCUCCGGUCACUGUCUCUCCCACAGUCCUAUAUAGUACCGUUAGUCUGCUCUUUUGCUGUAUGUCAUCUCUAUUACGUAGGUUUGUCUUUGUAUUUAACUUGUGUUCAUGUAUGUAACGUACAAUAAGUACUACUAUACAUCUUGUGGGGUUUUUUUUGGCUGUUUUCUCUGUGUUGGGAAUGACAGUUGACAAGGAUUCAAGUUGUUUUGUUGUCGUGGCCACUGCUGGUGACAAGGCAGAUUUUAUAUGUAAGUUGUCCAAGCUCAUGUGUUUGAAUGUCAUAAUUAUUGCAAACUCUCACACCAGAAUUACAUCCUGGAUAUUUAAAGCAAAUGUGGACCAAGUGCUGAUUUUUUUCGCAGUGUCCUUCAUCAAACCUGUGAAAGUGACAAUACCAGCUUUUACAAGAAACGGGGAAAAAAUUAUAAACACAAUUUUCCAUAGUAUGAAGAGAUUGCAAUUUCGAGUUUGAAGCACUGAAGGAGAAACGAUUUAUCAAUGGAAGUGUGCCUACAGUGCUAGGCUGUUUGUGAAAUUGUUUAUGGACUUUCCAGACAUAAUUUGCUGUAUACCCUUAUUCUGUCGUCAGGAAUUUGGCUGUGCUUGUACCAGUUGGAUUUGAACUGUUGGGACUUCACUCAAGACUAGCAGACCGACUUGGAUACAAGUCAUAGGAUCAUUUUUAAGUUAUGAUUAUUUUGCCCAAGUUAGAGCACUUGAAGUGUAGGUAGUUGUAUUCUACUGUUGAACAAAAUGUUCUGUCAAAUACGAAAUAUUAUGGUAUAUUUACUUUUAUUAUAUUGUGAAUGUUGCUAUUAGAACUUGCCUUCUGGCGAGUUGUCUGUCUGCAUGUCUGUCUUCCUUUGAUCUAAUUAUUUUCUCUGUCUUGACACCAAUAAUGCCACUGUUUAAAAUGUUUCAGAUCUUUAGAAAGCAAAAUUUAAUCUUGUAAUAAAGUAUUUAAGUUAAUCGAAAUAACUUUACCUUUUUUUUUGUUGUAGAGAUAUAUAUUAAUUAAUUAAUAUCUUCAUUGACAUACGUAGGUCAUCCAUUUACAUUAAUUUGGAUAUAGUUUUAUUGUUGUAAAACUGUAAGUUGCCAUCCAAAUGAUGCAUGUGAUAGUGUCAAUUUUUAAAUAGUGGCCUGACAUGAAGAUGGUUGUGCUGUGUCGUGCAGCCUCCUGUCUGCUGUGUUGUGAUUCUCACAGUUUGUACUCGCUGUUACAAUAUCCAUUGUCUAGUGGGCUAGAGAUUCUAGGAAAGUGUAACACCUUUAUAAACUGAUGUCAUGCUUUUAACAUCAAUUAAAGUAUAUUCAAGUGC